AUGGCUGAGUGGCUGACAUGUCUGCCAGAUCAUCGGCAGAGUCAUGUUCUUCUAAAUGUGAGACCAAGGUCCACUGGAUUCCACGGGGACGGUCUGAGGUUGUUUCACCUAGUCUAUGGCUACUAGAAACAAGAUUGGAGAGAGAAUAAAACUCUGUUGUACUCCAGACUUGAUGGGAAAUGACUCUGGCACAGAAUUCCCUAAGAUAACACAGCUGCAUUCGAAGAGUUCAUAAAAUUUCCUUCUAAUGGUAACAAUCUAAGGUGGUAGUCCGUAUGCCCACACUGUCGAAUGCUUUCUCAAAGACAAUGAAGUCGGUAAACAAGGGAACAUUCCAUUCAAUGCACUGUUCAGUGAUGUUCUGGAGAGGAAAAUUUCCAACUCUGCAGCCUCGGCUUUUACGAAAUCUAGUCUGUUCGGGUCUCAACUUUGGAUCUAUGGCACUAUCAUUCAUUUUGAGAAAUGUUCUGCAGAAUACCUUGCUGGAAAUGAGCUGAAAUGGAGAGAGGUGUUAUGCCUCGCCACAGUUGUUACAAUUGUUGAGGCCCUCUUCUUCGGAAUCUUGUGUAUUAGGCGAAUACUACAAUCUAUAGGAAUCCCUAAAAGAGAUCGGCAAGAACCAAGGAUGCAGUGGUGGCGCCUACCUUUGACUUCACUAUGCUCAGAUUAUGGAGCUCUGUUCCUGAUAGCGUGA
This is a messenger RNA of Porites evermanni, 694 nucleotides long. Lineage: Eukaryota; Metazoa; Cnidaria; Anthozoa; Scleractinia; Poritidae. The record is from the annotation of a GenBank genome assembly.